AAUGUGGCAUGGAAGUGGAAAUCCUCGUCCUCAAGGAAAGCAAGAUAUACGACUCAUAUUCAAUCUAAGCAUCCAUCCAUUAACGAACGAACCCUCAAUUUCAACUUUCCCAGAUAUAUUGUGCUUCCUUCUCUCCCAACCAACCAAACCAAUUCUCCAUUUUUUUUUACAUCAGCGGUUUGGUUGUGUUGUUUUUUGCAGCAUCACCUAACGACCAUGGGUUGCGGCUCCUCCUUUCCAGAUAGGGAUUCAAGGCAGCUAGGUAGACCCAGUCCCGAGAAUGGUGGAGGAGACGCUAAAAAUCUUCGUGUUAAGCUUGUCCUCUUAGGUGAUUCUGGUGUUGGUAAGAGUUGCAUUGUUCUGCGAUUUGUUCGUGGUCAGUUUGAUCCAACAUCCAAGGUAACUGUUGGAGCUUCUUUCUUGUCACAAACAAUCGCUCUGCAAGACUCUACAACAGUCAAGUUUGAAAUAUGGGAUACCGCUGGUCAAGAGAGGUAUGCUGCCUUGGCACCACUGUAUUAUCGUGGUGCAGCGGUUGCAGUUAUUGCCUAUGAUAUAACAAGCCCAGAAUCUUUCAGCAAAGCACAGUACUGGGUUAAGGAGCUACAAAAACAUGGAAGCCCUGAUAUAGUGAUGGCAUUGGUUGGUAACAAAGCCGAUCUUCAAGAGAAGCGGGAGGUUGCUGUUGAGGAUGGCAUGGACUAUGCAGAGAAGAACGGAAUGUUUUUUAUAGAGACAUCCGCAAAGACAGCGGAUAAUAUAAACGAACUGUUUGAGGACAUUGUUGACUAUGCUACUAGCAAGCUUCCCUAUGAUGUUCUUGCUGCCUGAAGAUAGUUGUAGCAAACUCAUACCUAUUCGAGGAGCUAAACAUGAUCUAGAGAUUGGUAUCCCAUCCUACAAAAAUCCAUUUAAUUAUAUCUUUUCCAAACAAAGGAAAUUGCGAAAAGACUGCCACGCCCAUCGGUUACUUGAUACUGCACAGAAUGCAUUUCAUUGAAGGAUUUGCAAUUGCUUUGGAUCCCUUAAAAUUGUAAUGUAUAAGUUGUGUUUAUGUAUAUGUUGAUUAGAUAAUACCUCCGAUCUUGUAAUACUAUUAUGGACACAAUGUCACAAGUAUGAGUCCUGUCUAUUAUUUCAUAUUCAAUUUAGGAUGUCAGUCAGACACACGACGCCUUUGGUGGUUGUUGAUCAUGCUUUGUUGUGAGAAUUUAGUUGAACCGCAUAAUCAAUACAUUAUAUAAACAUCAUUAUUAGGUUA
Medicago truncatula (barrel medic) is the source of this 1261-nucleotide messenger RNA. RefSeq names its product ras-related protein RABF1. The record is from RefSeq and is a predicted model, not a curated record. The transcript is spliced from 9 exons. Lineage: Eukaryota; Viridiplantae; Streptophyta; Magnoliopsida; Fabales; Fabaceae. Gene Ontology annotation, molecular function: GTPase activity; GTP binding. The coding region runs from base 217 to 831 and encodes 204 amino acids.